This is a messenger RNA of Lotus japonicus, 1405 nucleotides long. RefSeq lists its product as uncharacterized. The record is from RefSeq and is a predicted model, not a curated record. NCBI's taxonomy places the organism in Eukaryota, Viridiplantae, Streptophyta, Magnoliopsida, Fabales, Fabaceae. The transcript has a single exon. Bases 64 to 1122 code for a protein of 352 amino acids.
UUGGAUUCAUCUAGUUACUCACUUUUGUGCAGUGGUUGUUAGAGAGACGUCUUUCUCUUCCACAUGGAGCUUCAAUCUGGCACCAACAAUGGCGAAACCCAAACCUCUAACCUCGAAUACAUCGACGACAGCACGUGCUCCACUCCUUACGUCAGCGCCCCUUCCAGCCCCGGCCGCCGCGGCGGAGGUGAACCACCCAUCUCCGGCUUCUUCUACAGCGCCCCCACCAGUCCACUGCACUUCGCCAUAACCGCCGCUGCUUCCUCCUCCUCCUCCUUCCAGAACCCCUUUUCUUCAACUUCUUCCUCAGAGUUUGAAUUCUCUGCCCGGUUCGGCUUUACCGGGUUCGGCGCUCCCGGUUCGAUGAGCUCGGCUGAUGAGCUGUUCUUGAACGGCCAGAUCCGACCCAUGAAGCUUUCGACCCACCUGGAGCGUCCCCAACUGCUCGAUCUGGAAGAAGAAGAAGGAGAAGAAGAAACAGAGGUACGGGGUAGAGAUUUGAGGUUGCGUGCUAAGUCUGUAAGGAGAAGAACCAGAUCUCUGUCUCCUCUGAGAAACACGCAUUUGCAGUGGACAGAGAAUGAAAAGACCAGCAAAAUCGAGGUAGAAGAAGAAGAAGAGGAAGAGGAGAAUGUGGAUGAUGAAGUGGGUUUGGAGAAAACUCAUUCAGCUUUAGCUUCUUCUUCGAGGUGUUCUUCAGCUGGGAGAAGCUCAAAGAGGUGGGUUUUCUUGAAGGAUUUUCUCAGAAGCAAGAGUGAAGGAAGGAGCAACAACAAGUUCUGGUCCACCAUUUCCUUCUCCCCCACCAAAGAAAAGAAAGCCGUGAGCCAAAAUCAGGGAAAUGGGUCUUCUUCUAUGCAGAAAUCCAAGGGAAGUUCACAAGCUUUUUCUAAGAAAUUGACCGGAAAACCCUCCAACGGCGUCGCCGGAAAGAGGCGUGUGCCGCCGGCGUCGGCGCAUGAGUUGCAUUAUAAAGCGAACAGAGCACAAGCAGAGGAGUUGAGGAAGAAGACAUUUCUGCCUUAUAGACAAGGUCUGCUUGGGUGCUUGGGAUUUACUUCCAAGAGUUAUGGUGCUAUGAAUGGUUUUGCUAGAGCCUUAAACCCUGUCUCUUCCAGGUAAAGUUUCCAAUCGGAGAUUUCUGGGGGUUUCAUGAACAAAAAAUGUACAGAGCAUCAUUGUCAUUGUCACUAUUAUUUCUUGUAUCAUUUUGCAAUUAUGUAGUGCAGUGUAGAAGCUUUACGAUCACCACCUCAUGUAUAAAAUGGUGGCUAUAUGUUUGGUUGAAGAUGAUAAUAGUCUUCUCUAUUCCACUUAAGGUCCUUUUUCUCAUUGACCAUGUAGACGAUGAGAAACUUUAUGUACAAUAUGUCAAGUGUUCUUAGUUUUCUUUCUAAAUCCAUUU